Messenger RNA from Psylliodes chrysocephalus, 865 nucleotides. The record is from the annotation of a GenBank genome assembly. NCBI's taxonomy places the organism in Eukaryota, Metazoa, Arthropoda, Insecta, Coleoptera, Chrysomelidae.
ACUGACUGAGUCAUAUGAUUUUGACAUCUGAUGUUUACUUUGGUCAAAAUAUUUCACGUGAAUUGAUUUUUACCUACAUUAAAUUUAAAAAAUGGGCGCAACAAUAAUUCCCUUCAUUAUUUUCACUGUGUUAUGGGGUGGUGUUGGUAUAGGACUACCGUUUUUUGUUCCCAAAGGACCCAAUAGAGGAAUUAUUCAAGUCAUUUUGAUGUUAACUGGAGUAUGCUGUUGGUUGUUUUGGUUAUGCUGCUAUGUAGCUCAAAUGAAUCCGCUCAUUGGUCCCAAAUUGGACGAGAACACAGUUUUAAUAAUGGCGAAACAGUGGGCUCACCCAAUUAAAACGGAAUAAGGUUUAAAAGUAAGAGCUUUCCAUUCCAUCUUUUCCAACUUAGAAGUGUUUACACUGAGAACUCUUUAGACUUAGGGUCUCAAAAAGAAAUUAUUUAUUUUAAUUUUAUCAAUAUACAUUUUAGCCGUUUACCUUUUUAUUAAUGUUAUCAAAACAAGUUUUUUUUGUGAUUAUACUUUAUGUAAAUAUUUUCCUUACACGUAAAUUUUACAUCCUAUGAACUGUUUAAGUAUUGUAUAAAACUGGUCACUGAAAUAAAUUUUAUUUCUAGUAAUAUUAAGUUGUUUUUAUAAUUAUUUAAUUAAUAUUGUAUUUUUAGGUGCCAUGCAUUAAAGUAAAAAGCCUCUAAAUUUUUAUGUUGUACAAUAGGAAUUUUCCUGCAAAUUUCAUAAAACCACUUCAUGGAAAUACCCCUAAACAAAAUUAUGUGUAUUUGAAGAAAUUGGUUAGGAUCUGGUCUGUCAGUUUAGGUAUAAGCUGAUUAAAUAAGACAAAUAAAUGUUAAAACGUUUAUAA